Messenger RNA from Momordica charantia (bitter melon), 1063 nucleotides. The record is from RefSeq and is a predicted model, not a curated record. Lineage: Eukaryota; Viridiplantae; Streptophyta; Magnoliopsida; Cucurbitales; Cucurbitaceae.
UCCUACUGCAACUUUGUCUUCCUCGAUGAAUCAACCUCAAAUUUCUCUGGAGCAAUAUAUCAAUCCUUACUUCCUUCAUCAUUCUGAUAAUACAAGCCUGGUGCUUGUAUCAGAUUUAUUAACCGAUGAAAACUAUACAUCGUGGAGUAGGUCAAUGAUCAUUGCUCUAACCGUGAAGAACAAAGUUGGUUUCAUCGAUGGUUCAUUGCCGCGAACCUACUGGUGAGCAAUUGCAUUAUUGGAUUAUCUGCAAUAAUGUCGUGAUUUCCUGGAUUCAUCAACAAGAACAAGUUAUGUGUUUCCUUAUGGGCUUAAAUGAUUCUUUUAGCCAAUUUUGUGCUCAAUUACUUCUCAUGGAGCCCGAACCAUCGAUUAAUCGCACUCUCUCUUUAGUUGCGCAAGAGGCACAGCAACGAGCGAUUACUUCACUCGUUCCUCCCUCACCCGCUACUUUGCUUGUUCGAAAUAAUUCGGUUGGAUCAUCUCGUUCGCCAACUUCUACGACUUCUUCUGGUUCUCAAGCAAAUAAGAAAGAUAAACCGGUAUGUACACAUUGUGGAAUUAUUGGACAUACUACGGAUAAGUGUUACCAAUUACAUGGUUAUCCACCGGGCCAUCGAUUUUAUGGACAAAAAUCUAGCUUCUCCAAUUCUUCCAAUUCAAGAUCCAAUUCUGAAUCUGUGAAAUCUGCCUCUUCAUUAAGUUCAAACUCUUUGGACUCGCUUGCCUCUUUUACUGCAGAUCAGUGUCAAGGCUUGCUGACUUUGUUACUGUCUCACCUCUCAACUGUCCAACGCCACACAGAUACAGAUUCUCAUACACCUCAUGUUGCAGGAAAUGUUUUCUUUGAGAACGGUUGGCAGGGCUGACUUAUGGCAGGGCCUCUAUCUUUUUCCAUCCCUCGUCAGUCUUCUACUAUUGCUUGUAAUACUGUUGUUGUUUCUUCUUAUAGUACAUGGCAUGCUCGCCUGGGUUAUCCUUCUACAAAACAUUUGUUUGCUCUUAAGGACAAAUUGCAUAUUACUUCUUUGCCUAAGCAUGAUUCUGCUGAUCCAUGCUCUAU